CCCCUUGGGGACACCUUGGGGACAUCAGGGACCAUUCUGGGGACACCAAGGACCCUCCUGGGGACACUUUGGGGACAUCAGGGACACCUUUGGGGUGGUUGUGGUGGCCUUGGGGACAUCGGGCAGCCCCUUGGGGACAUCGGGGUCCCUUUUGGGGACAAUUCAGGGACGUUGGGGACCCUUUUGGGGACACUUUGGGGACAUCAGGGACCCUUGGGGACACCAAGGACCCUUUGGGGACAUCAGGGACCACUUGGGGACAUCGAGGACCCCUUUAACGGUACUUUGACCUUAGGCCCCGCCCUCUGAAUCCGCAGCCAAUCAGCGCUUCCCUGGCGGAGCGCACCAGCCAAUAGCAGCGCGGGAGGGGCGGGACUGCCGUUACCAUGGGAACCGGCGCGUUUGGUCUCCAUAGCAACAUGCAAAUACACUUCCGGGUUCUCGUUCCCGCCCUCUGCCGCGCUCAGCCAAUCGGCGCUCGCGGAGCGCGGCGGGUCAGCCAAUGGGAGCGCGGCGAGGGGCCGGGAGCAGCGUUGUCAUGGGGAUGAGCAAGGGCGGUCGCCAUGGCAACGGGGGCGGCCGGGCCUGAGGCGGAAACGGCUGGAAAAGAUCGCGAUGGCCGAACCCCGCCUGGCUCCUCCCAGUUCCUCCCAGUGCUCCCAGUUUGCUCCCAGUUCCUCCCAGUGCUCCCAGUUACCCCCUCCCAGUUCCUCCCAGUGCUCCCAGUUACCCCCUCCCAGUUUGGGGGGGCUCAUCCCCCCCUCCCACUUCGUGCUGCGCUCCAGGCCGCUGGGGGCGUGGCUUGAUGGAGAAAAUGGGCGUGGCCACGACCUGGAGGCGGAGCUUAAAGCGCUGAGGGGGCGGUGCCAAGCGCUGGAGGCGGAGCUGAGAGCAGAAAAGGGGCGGAGCCAAGCGCUGGAGGCGGAGCUGAGAGCAGAAAAGGGGCGGAGCCAAGCGCUGGAGGCAGAGCUGAGAGCAGAAAAGGGGCGGAGCCAAGCGCUAGAGGCGGAGCUGAGAGCAGAAAAGGGGCGGAGCCAAGCGCUGGAGGCAGAGCUUAGAGCAGAAAAGGGGCGGAGCCAAACCCUGGAGGCAGAGCUUGAGGCAGAAAAGGGGCGGAGCCAAAUCCUGGAGGAGGAGCUGGAAGUGUGGAGGGGGCGGGGCCUGGGAGCUGAGGGGGCGGAGCCAAACCCGGAACAGGUGCUGCUGUCCCGCUGGAGGCUGAAGGGGGACGCGGUGGUGGCCACGGUGGCCUCGGUGGCCCUGGUGGCCUUGGUGGCUCCAGUGGCCUUGGUGACCUUGGUGGCCUCGGUGGCCCUGGUGGCCUUGGUGGCCCUGGUGGCUCCAGUGGCCUUGGUGACCUUGGUGGCCCCAGUGGCCGUACGGUGGCCGAGCGGUGCCAAAAAGCCAUCGAGGACAUCCCGAGGCUGCUGCGGGGACAAUGAUGUCUUUACAGUGACGUCAUUGCCGUGA
This is a messenger RNA of Cyanistes caeruleus (blue tit), 1470 nucleotides long. The record is from RefSeq and is a predicted model, not a curated record. Lineage: Eukaryota; Metazoa; Chordata; Aves; Passeriformes; Paridae.